Amblyraja radiata (thorny skate) is the source of this 1161-nucleotide messenger RNA. Its product is annotated as NACHT, LRR and PYD domains-containing protein 3-like. Lineage: Eukaryota; Metazoa; Chordata; Chondrichthyes; Rajiformes; Rajidae. Gene Ontology annotation, cellular component: cytoplasm. The coding region runs from base 1 to 1161 and encodes 386 amino acids. The transcript has 6 exons. Gene Ontology annotation, molecular function: protein binding. The record is from RefSeq and is a predicted model, not a curated record.
AUGGGCGAUUUGAGGUAUUUCUCCGUUUCGUUGCUGGCCUCUCCUCCCCAGGAUUCAUCUAAACCGCUGAUGGAGUUUGUGGGUCAAUUUCCUGAGGAAAGCAUCCACCAAGUGAUUGAUUGGGUGAAGGAGAACGUGGAUAAUCAGAUUGGAAGCUCAUGGAGUGAAAGGGGCAAAAUGAAUCUGUUAAACACAUUGCACUAUCUGUUUGAGUCUCAGAAUCCUGCAGUUGCACAAGUCACAUUGGGAUCAGUACCAAGACUUACAUUUGGAGAUGCGGAUGCAAAGAAGGCAUUAUCACCCACACCAAUUGACUGUGCAGUGCUUUCGCACGCCAUUGGACUCUGUCGCACAAUAAACGAGCUUGAUCUUCGCAAUUGCUGCAUUCAAUACGAAGGGAUGCUGCGUCUUGAGGCGGUACUACACAAGUGCCAAGUCUUGAGGUUAGAAGGAAAUAACCUGGGAGAUUCUGGAAUAAAAAUACUGUCGAAGAUACUGACUGACUCCAAGUCAAAAACACAAACUGUCGGACUUGCAGAUAAUAAUCUUACACAUUGCUGUGCUGAAGUUCUGGUCUCGCUUACCACUGCAACCUCGCCGCUGAAGGAGCUGGAGCUGGGUUAUAACAAACUAGGGGAUUGCGGAGUAAAACUAUUGUCUGCGGCUCUAGGGCGCCGCGAGUGCAAACUACAAAAACUACGCCUGAAUAAGAAUGAUCUCACUUCUGCUUGUGCUGAGGAACUCGCCUGCGCUCUCUGCACAAAUCGCUCACUGACGGAGGUUGACUUGGGUGAUAAUGAACUAGGAGAUAUUGGAGUGGAGCUCGUGUCUGCCGCUCUGGUAGAGACGGAUUGUACAAUACAGAAAUUGUGUCUGAAGAACAACGGUUUCACAUGUUCUCCAGCCGAGAAACUCGCUACUGUUCUUCGUAGAAGCCGUUCGCUGAAGGAACUGGACCUAGGUCAUAAUAAGCUGGGUGAUCGGGGAAUGAAACGACUGACUACGGCUCUGAGCGACUCAGACUGUCAAAUACAGGAACUGAGAGUAGAAGACAACGGCCUCACUGACUCUUGUGCCGAGGAUCUCGCCGACGCUCUCUGUGCAACCCCCUCGCUGACUAAACUGAAUUGGGUGAGAACUACUUGGGGGACUCAGGAGUAA